CACCUGUAUCCUUUGCCCACCCAAUAUUCGCCGUACUGUACCACCUUAUACCGUCAUACCGCCCGCGCGCGCCUGCCCGCUUUUUGAGCUCGGAAACCCACGGCGAUCUUCGCCCGCUCCCCCUCGCGAGAGCACCACGACGCAAAUCAGCAGCAGCAGCAGCAGCAGCAGCACUCGACCGCACGCGCCCGCGAGCCCGAGCUCAAGAAGAAGCCCCCACUCCAGAGGAAGAUAGGAGACAAGAUGACCUCCUUCGUCACCACCGUGAACCAGCGGGCGCGGAACCAGUUCCGGGCGCGGCCGGGCGGCAAGGGCGGCAGCACGAGCUACCAGCUGCGGCAGUACGCGGAGGCGACGCUGGGCGGGGGGUCGCUGCGCAAGGUGGUGCGGCUGCCGGAGGGCGAGGACGAGAACGAGUGGCUGGCGGUCAACAUGGUCGACUUCUACAACCAGGUCAACCUGCUCUACGGCGCCAUCACCGAGUUCUGCUCCCCCCAGUCCUGCCCCGAGAUGAAGGCCACCGACGAGUUCGAGUACCUCUGGCAGGACGGCGCCGCCUACAAGCGCCCCACCAAGAUGCCCGCCCCCCAGUACGUCGAGCAGCUCAUGGCCUGGGUCCAGGCCAGCAUCGACGACGAGUCUGUCCUCCCCUCCCGCAUCGGCGUCCCCUUCCCCAAGUCCUUCCCCGCCCUCGUCCGCCAGAUCUUCAAGCGCAUGUACCGCGUCUACGCCCACAUCUACUGCCACCACUACCCCGUCAUCCGCGAGCUCGGCCUCGAGCCCCACCUCAACACCAGCUUCAAGCAGUACGUCCUCUUCAUCGACGAGCACGGUCUCGCCACCGGCAAGGACUUCUGGGGCCCCCUCGGCGACCUCGUCGAGAGCAUGCUCCGCAGCGAUUGAUCGAUCGGCCCGCGGCAAAAACGAGGGACCGAGCAUCACACCGGCCGGCUAGUCCCUGGAACAGGAACAAAAAGACGAGUUGGAAAAAAAAAAAGGAACCACGAUGUCACGCCCUUGUCCCCCGAACAAAUUCCGUUUCAGGCCAGGGUUAGUGAAGAAGCCAGUUAGACGACGUUGAUGAAUGAUACUUAGGGCACGCGGAAAUAGGGAUGUUGCUACGUCCUUUUUUUUUUCCUUGAAGGGGGGAGUCUCGGCGUUUGGACACGAUG
This is a messenger RNA of Durotheca rogersii, 1172 nucleotides long. RefSeq names its product putative maintenance of ploidy protein mob1. NCBI's taxonomy places the organism in Eukaryota, Fungi, Ascomycota, Sordariomycetes, Xylariales, Xylariaceae. The transcript has 4 exons. Gene Ontology annotation, molecular function: protein kinase activator activity. Gene Ontology annotation, cellular component: cytoplasm; nucleus. Gene Ontology annotation, biological process: positive regulation of protein phosphorylation; cell division; signal transduction. The coding region runs from base 244 to 903 and encodes 219 amino acids. The record is from RefSeq and is a predicted model, not a curated record.